UUUUGUCUUCUGCUGAUGUACUGAACAUUUAUUGAUACCCAUAUUAUACAUGGCAAGAAGAAAUUGUCUUUUAUAGAAGUUAUGCCUGUGUUGUAGUAUCUAUUACCCUAUUGACCAGGAUGUUUAUUUUUGAAUGUAGAAGAAGCCAAAAGUGAACUCGGAUAUUACAGCUCUAAAUUUUUCUAUGGGAAGUUAGCACUCACAACUGCGACGUACUUUAUCUUCCUCAAGGUUUAAAAAAAAAAUAUUUAAGGACAUAAAGGGGGUUCAUAAGGCUGGGUCUGUAAAUACCAUAUAGUUUCCCCAUGUUUUUAUCUAGAUUUAAAAGUAAGAGCAAAUACUUGCACUGAUUAACUGAGGGCCCAUAGAGUUGACUGGUGGAAGAUGGUUUUGAAAUGGGGGACAACUGACAAAAGAAGGGACUAUAUUACAGACUCCCAUCAUGUCUUAAACUGAAACAGGUUGUCUCAGUUAAGAAAGAUUAAGUAAACCGGAUGAACUGAACAAGAAUGUAUGAAUCAAUGUAAUACAAGUAACGUUUUUUGAAAGUAAUCAUAAUAUCUUUGAUAUUUAAAAUAGUACAGCAGACAAUCCUGCAAUAUGUUAAAACCAUAUUUAUAAAACUGAAUCAACAGAUAUCAGUGUCUCAAAUAGACCGCAAUCACUGUAUACAGAAAUGGUAAAGCAUGAAGUGCUUGAGGCCUCCUUGGUUGUCAUAGAUGUAUUAUUUCGUAAUUUUCACUCUAUGACUGGGGAAGCAGAUAUAUUUGAGCUGCAGCUGUAAUAAAUAUUAACUGUUUUUAUCACGAAACAGUAAUUCGCCAAAAUGACUUAUUUUUAAUAUUCAGCUAUCAACUUUUUUUUAAAGAUGAUGAAGUCAGGAAUGGCUUGUAAAAGACUUGUAUUCGAUCAAGAAUAUGGUGAAGAGUUUCAGCAGUUUCGCAUUCUUCUUUAUGGGGAAUAUCCACAAACUCCAUCGUGGUGAUGACUACGCAAAGGGGAAUUUACUCUUCAUCGACAAUCUCAUCUGUGCCGUAUCGCGAUCGCAUAGCCAACGUGCAUACGCAAUAUUAUCCUUUCGACAUCAUCAUAUGCAUCGCUGUUUUAGCGGUUUUAAAAAUUCGAUCGAGUGAAGCGUCUGUCGCUACGGGUUGUGCAUAUGCAGCGUCUCUGCGAAGCGUGGUUAAUGAACUCAAGACUAAGAAGUCAUCACCUUCAGUACUAAGUGCAGAUAAGAGAAACUACAGACAUGGAGUUCCUACCGAUUGUGAUGGCAGCCGGUACUGGGUCCCGUAUGACUCACCUCACAGUACAGUGUCCAAAAGCUUUGUUGCCUGUGGGAAACUAUCCAAUGAUUUAUUAUCCCAUACACAUGCUAGAACGCUAUGGGUUUCAAGAAGUGAUUGUUGUGGUCUUUGACGCCUACGAAGCUGAAAUUCGCAAGGUCUUGCGUGAAAACUGUGGUGUAACAAUAAAGAUGGAGUUUGUUGGUAUUCCUCAUACAGAAGAAUGGGGCACUGCUGAAACUCUUCAGCAUAUUCGCGAUCGAAUACAAACAGACAUACUUGUGGUUGGCUGUGAUUUGAUCACUGAUCUGGACCUAAAUCAGGUAGCCAAUGUACAUCGCAAACACAAUGCCUCAGUCACAGUUUUGCUUUCCAAGCUGCCAGAAAGUGGAGAUUUACCGACUCCAGGCCAAAAAGGGAAAUCAGAACCAGAAAAGGUUUGCUUUGGUACCGAUGAACUUGAAGAGAGGUUAUUGAUGACGAAAACUGUCGCAGACAUGGAUGAAGGAGGCGAAGCACUUUCUGCACGACAACUCAAGAUAUAUCCUCAUAUGAGAAUACGGACAACUUUUACCGAUUGCCACAUGUACCUUAUGAAAAAAUGGGUGGUUGACUACCUUGCUUAUAGCAAGGACUGCAAGAAAAUGACAUCAAUCAGAGAAGAGCUUUUACCUCGGAUUGUGAAAAAACAGUUUCCUUCAGGAAAGAGGCUGAAAAAGAGUCGCAGCAUGUGGAAAAAGCCUGUCUCAGAACUUGAGCAAGACCUUGUUGAUGACUUGUCUUUAAUGAUACCAAACAUCAAUGAAUUGCCAGAUAUCUACGCGUUUAGUGAACAUGCAGCAGAACAGAAAAAAAGCUCAGACAUAAAAAAGCUGGCCCAAGAAAUGUCAUCUUGGUAUGAUCCCCGUGGGCAGGAAGCUGUAGAAAAUGAUGUCAUUCGUUGCUUCACCUACAUCCAAAGUACAGGCUUUUGUAUGCGCACAAAUACCAUUGGCACUUACUGUGAAGCUAACAGACAGAUCUCCAAAGUGAUUGAAACACUUGUGCCUGGCAUAAAAGGAAAGGGACUUAUACAUCCAUCAGCAACAAUCAAAGACAAGUCUCAGAUUGGUCCAGAUUGUCUUGUGGCAGAAGGAGUAGUUAUUGGAGAAAAGGUUUCUGUAAAGCGGUCCAUCAUUGGAAAAAAGUGUAUCAUAGGUGAUAAAGCAAAGAUUGCUAAUUCUGUCAUUAUGGAUGAUGUCGUCAUAGGGGAAAGCUGUAUUGUGAUGAACUGUGUGAUUGGUUCCUCUGCCAGUCUGGGGGAAAAAUGUGAACUCAAAGACAGCGUAAUAGGACAUGCCACACAACUGGCAGCUAUGAGUAAAUAUAGUAAUGAAGUGAUAACAGAUGUGGAGGGGUCUAUGGAAGUCUGAAUAUUAUGUGUGGCCAUAGAGAAUACUGGAACAGAUCUACUACUAGCCAAGGUGUCCAGAAGCCUGGGAAAAUGGUGUCCAUCAAGUGAUGAGCUCUCAAGCCAUGUCAGUGGCACACGAGUAACAUAGAUUAUAUUAAUUUUUAGCCCUUGCUGCUCUGCUUUUGGUCUUAGUGUGAGGAGUACAUUAGGGAAGAUUAGGGAAGGUGAAAGGCAGCUGAAUAGUGUAUGUUGGUCUAGUGUGGUUCAACCAGAGUGCAUUUACUUGAAAUUAGCAUAUAUUGUGGGCUAGUUUGCAGAACCUCAUAGAAAAAAGUUUUAAAUCAGCAUGAUGAAACUACAAGUAAUUUUCUAUUGUACCUCCCCCGCCUCUCCCCAUGCACAUCCCUCUGAAAAUCUGUUUGGCAUUUAAUGAAGGAAAUCUCCAGGAUGUUUAGUUUCACAAGGGCUAUAGAUAAAGUAGAUAAAGGGUACAUAAGCUAAUUUGAAAAUGGAAGGAGGCUGUAACAAGAGAUAUUUUUUAAGUGUAGCUGGAAGUUUCACUUGUACAGAACUGUGCUGGACUCUCUGGGACAAAGGGAAUAAUAAUAAAGUGUGUGUGCACGUGAAUGUGUUUGCAACUUUUUUUAGUUUAUUCUUUUCAUGAAUGAAGUACUUUAGAGGCUGAGAAUAUAAGGCUUCAGUUCAGUUUGGAGCACCUGAAUGAUCUUGCUUUGCUGCAAAGACAUGCUUAACAGUCUCGACCAAACUGUUCACCAAGUGGGAGAAGGGUUGGGAGAGUCUACCACUGUCAGAGUAAUAAGGCAGUGAUGGGCUGGCUCUUAUUUUCCUUAAGCCUGUUAUAGUAUCAUUGUAUUCAGAGGACAAAUGUGAUACUUAUAGAAAGCUUUGUGAUUUUUAUCUAAGACUAAAUGCAGAUAGUAGAACUAAUGAUUCAAGAUUUAUUACUUUAUUGCAUAGACAGGAACUAAUCACAGCAAGGGAACUGUUACUAUAUUCCCAUCACAUCUCUUUCUUUUGAAUACUCUUCUAUUACUCUUUAGCACAUGAUUCACAUUAGAGUAUGUAUUUUGUGUGAUGACAGUAGUUUUCUAGUCUAGAGUGUCCUUACUGUCACUAGCUUUUGGGGGAAAAUGACAUAAAAUGUGUUUGGCGUAUGGGAACUGGUAAUUUGAUUAUAACUAAGAUCUGUUUUUCAUGUACUGAAAGUCAUGACAAAUGAAAACUGUGACUAAUGAAUAUGGGCUGGGUUGUAUCAAGGGUAAGUGGACAGUUUUACAAAUCUACUCAUUUUUGUUAUUUAAAAAAAAAGACACAAAUGCUUAUGCAACCCAUCACUGCUUGCUGAUUCAAAUGCUAGUUUUCCUUUGCAUUAAAAUUAUUAAAAGGUCAUAAUGUGCUUGCA
Molecule: messenger RNA, 4102 nt
Organism: Pomacea canaliculata
Lineage: Eukaryota; Metazoa; Mollusca; Gastropoda; Architaenioglossa; Ampullariidae
Product: translation initiation factor eIF-2B subunit gamma-like
Exons: 13
Coding region: 1250-2698 (482 amino acids)
Biological process (GO): cytoplasmic translational initiation; biosynthetic process
Cellular component (GO): eukaryotic translation initiation factor 2B complex; guanyl-nucleotide exchange factor complex
Molecular function (GO): translation initiation factor activity; guanyl-nucleotide exchange factor activity
Source: RefSeq, a predicted model, not a curated record